This is a messenger RNA of Notothenia coriiceps (black rockcod), 2251 nucleotides long. RefSeq names its product cytoplasmic dynein 2 heavy chain 1-like. Lineage: Eukaryota; Metazoa; Chordata; Actinopteri; Perciformes; Nototheniidae. The transcript has 16 exons. Gene Ontology annotation, molecular function: dynein intermediate chain binding; dynein light intermediate chain binding. The record is from RefSeq and is a predicted model, not a curated record. Gene Ontology annotation, biological process: microtubule-based movement. Gene Ontology annotation, cellular component: axonemal dynein complex. Bases 110 to 2251 code for a protein of 713 amino acids.
GCAUAUACUUGAAGAAACAGACAGGCAUGAGUAACAGCUUCCCUCCAUGAACUGUGUUACAAACAGCUUUAAAGGUUUCUCAGCAUCAGUACAUCACUGUAGCUGAAAGAUGCCCCACGGUUCAGAUGAUGCUCGCAAAAGGUUUAUCUUGACCACAACAGGAAACUUCUAUGGGAUAAAACCUUCACCGUCCCUGACUGACAGCCCAGAGCUCAAUAACUUUCUGGACGAUGGAAAUGAGUUUGUCCUGUCCAUCAGCAGACAUGACGGAGACCUUCACUUGUCAAAUAAGAUUGAAGCAUCGGGGGGAAACAGAGAGAAGGUGUUGGUGUUCUUCAAGCUGUAUCCCACAGUCAUCACAGAAGACAACCUUCACCAUAGCGUCCUUGUGUCGUCCAUGCUGGAGUCUCCCAUCAACACCCUCUACCAGGCUGUGAGACAAGUCUUUGCACCUGUACUGCUGAAGGAUGAGCGCUGGCGUUCAGCAUUUGACCCUAAGCUGGCAGCUCUGCUGAGUGAGCUGGAGCUGGGCCUGGGCUCAGUGGUCCGCCAGUCAGGAGACCAUCCCUCUGCUAAGAAGGGACGCUCAGAGGAAGAUGUCCUCGGCAUCCUGACUCCCAGUGAUGAGUUCCAGUACUGGGAGGACCUGGCUGAGUCUGCAGAGAAGAACAGUUCGAGAGAGAGGGCUUUAUAUAUCACUGAGCAGUUUAAACCCAUACAAAAGGAGUACGGGGGUCUUGAUGGCCUUUCCAUGCCUGAUGUUGUGGAUCUGGUGGAACAGAGUAAAGACAGUCUGGAUGAUGUUUGGAGGCAAACUGAUUUUGACCCUUACCCAGAAACGCGCAUGGUGCGACUCAUGGAUGUUAUUGGUGGAGCCCUGGGAAGAUAUGUGCAGAAGAAGCUGAGUCGUCUAAAAAUAUUUGAGGAGCCUUUUGUAUCCAUGAGAGAGAACCUGAGGACGGGCGUUUCCAUCUGUGAACAGUGGGUGGUAGCCUGUGAGCAUCUGACUGGACAGGUGUGGAAGAGACAUGCUCCACACCCCUGGAAAGGAAACAAGCACUGCCCGCAAACCCUACAUUGCCUCGCUAAGAGAUUGGAUGAGGUGGUGACUCUGCGUAUCGUUCAUGAGAAACUGCUGCGUCUGCUACCAGCAGGGAAGCAGCAGGCUCUGACUUCAGAUCGAGUGUUUGAGCCUUUCUCUGGACUCAACCCUCUGCAUUACAACCCCUACACUGAGCCUCUCUGGACAGCAGCGGUGGCUCAGUUUGAGCGACUGAUGGCUCCCUCAGAACAGGAAGUCGCUGGCAGACUGAAGAGCUACAUUGCUGAUGUACAGGACAACCCACAGCAGCUGUUGCAGGUUUUCCAAAAACACAAGGAGUUGAUCAGACGUCCCACCAUCAGCAAAGAGCUGCAGUCGGAGAGAGAGACCCUACUGGCCAGACUCCUGGACUACAGCAAGGGCCUAAAGACUGACUUUGAGAGUCGUUGCCAUGGAGCUCCUGGAGACAAGUCUGGGCCAUUCAUCGGCAGGAACCUCCCUGAGGUGGUCAACAAAAUAGUUUGGGUCCGACAGCUCAUACAUAAGGUCGAGGACUCUGUCCGCAUAGCUGAGGCGCUGCUCUCAGACCUGUCCGGGUUUAAGGGGUUCCUGCAUUUCUGUGAUGACCUGCUGGAGGUUCUGAGGGCGUAUGAACAGGAACAGUUCGAGGACUGGUCGAGAGAUAUACUGUCAGGGCUGGCCGACCCAAAGUCAGGGAUCAGUCUCCAGGCCAGUAACCGUGUGAUGGACCUGGACCAUGUGGACGGCAGGCUGAAGAUCCAGUAUUCAGACAGGCUGGUCAGUCUGCUCAGGGAGGUCCGGCAGCUCUCCGCCCUGGGGUUUCCCAUCCCUGCCAAGAUCCAGCAGGCUGCUAAUACUGCAGACAAAUUCUACAGACAAGCCAUAGUCCUCAAACAGGUGGCCCAUUUCUACAACACCAUUGACCAGCAGAUGAUUCCCUCUCAGAGACCUAUGAUGCUUGGACUUGCCCUGGCCUUCGAACAGGUCAUCAAGAAUCCUCGUUCUCAGUCAAAGGAAUCUGGUGGUAAACUACAAAUCACAUGGGACAACCCCAAAGAGUUGGAAGUUUAUAUUGCCAAGUUACAAUCUGCCGCGGAGAAACUUUCCACCGAGAACAGGAAGUUACGCAAGUGGCACACUGACUUUAUCGACAAGGUUUGCAGCUUGCUGUUGUUGAUUAAAUACUAG